CACUACGGAGGGGCGAUGGAGGUAGCGACGUACUACGGGCCAGACACAUACGGGCAGGAGGUUCGUCUUCCCAGCGUUUCGAGAAAGAAGGUCCCUCCAGUGCCAAAGGCUUCUGACUGGAAAGUGAGAGUGUACUCGACAAGUUACAGCCCGUUCCAGAGAGUCCCUGAUGUGUCGCACAUGAACUUUGUUGGGCAAGCAAGCGUAAAGUACAUUUGCUUCCGCAGCCUCAACGAAAUCCGAAGGAUAGUUCCCAACACCCCAGGAUCCAAGUACGCAUGGCAAAUCUACGGAAAGGUCAGGGUGCGUCACGGAGGAGACUACUCGUUCUGUACUGAAUCAGAUGAUGGUUCAAAGAUCUACCUCGAGAAGAAGUUGAUAGUUGACAACGACGGUCUUCAUGGAGCACUGAAACGAUGUGGGCGGGUCCACCUAAACCCUGGACUGCACGACCUGGUCCUUGUGGGUUUCCAGAACUACGGCGGAAUCUACCAAGACCUCACCUACUCCGGCCCUGACACCGGGAACCAUGAGAUCUAUGUCAAGAGCGAAUCCUCAAGCAAUGCUCCGUCGAACGUGAAUGGGAAGGAGGGUGAGUUCGGUACUUGGCCUCCUAGGUAAGGAAUCAGAGGAAUGCAUGGAGGCAUGUUUGCCUGCUCAAGUUCACUCUUGUUAUGCCAUCUCGGAUGGUUGUUGUCUUCAUCGUUGUGUGCUUUGUUUUAUUCCAUGAAAAGGUUAUUCUGCUG
Molecule: messenger RNA, 746 nt
Organism: Guillardia theta CCMP2712
Lineage: Eukaryota; Cryptophyceae; Pyrenomonadales; Geminigeraceae
Exons: 1
Coding region: 16-621 (201 amino acids)
Source: RefSeq, a predicted model, not a curated record